Messenger RNA from Triplophysa dalaica, 746 nucleotides. It is a transcript of the gene pole4, whose product is annotated as polymerase (DNA-directed), epsilon 4, accessory subunit. Gene Ontology annotation, molecular function: protein heterodimerization activity. Bases 132 to 518 code for a protein of 128 amino acids. The transcript has 4 exons. Gene Ontology annotation, cellular component: epsilon DNA polymerase complex; nucleus. The record is from RefSeq and is a predicted model, not a curated record. NCBI's taxonomy places the organism in Eukaryota, Metazoa, Chordata, Actinopteri, Cypriniformes, Nemacheilidae.
GACGUCACACUCCGUCCUCCUCCCCCCACCCGAGCUUGUGUUUACGGUGCGAUUUGGCGGGAGAGAGAAACUGACACGCCGCUUUACUUUCGCUUGUAAAGCGCGUGCUAUUCCGAUAGCCGUGUGCGUCAAUGGCGGCGACAGCACCCGCGGCUCCCGCGGAGUCUGAUCUAGACCGGAGCGGAGCUGAGGAUGAGCCCCGAGCGGCCGAACCUGACGAGGACGCAGGCAACGCGCACGGUGGGCCCGCCGCUGGCGCGCAGCAGCAGCACCGACUCGCCAAGUUACCGCUGUCACGCAUCAAAGCCCUGAUGAAAGCCGAUCCGGACGUGAGUCUGGCGAGUCAGGAGUCCGUGUUCAUCAUAGCCAAAGCCACGGAGCUUUUUGUGGAAAUGAUCGCAAAGGAUGCUCUCGUUUAUGCACAACAGGGGAAGAGAAAAACACUUCAACGGAAAGACUUGGACAAUGCUAUUGAAGCAAUAGAUGAAUUUGCAUUUUUGGAAGGUACCCUGGACUGACUGGACCAGUUCAGAUAAAGUUCUGAAAGUCCACUGGUUUACAGUAUGUUGGUUUAAACGCACAGAGACAAGUGUGGAAGAAUGUGUGUAUUUCUUUGUAAUGUUGUUCUUCUUGGGUUUUUUGAAGUUGAGAGAUUUUCCAAGUUGUAAAAUGCCAAUUGUACGUUUCAGUAAGCUAUAUAACUAUGUUUUUUUUUUUUUUUUCAAAUAAAUGGAGGUCUUUAAUAA